Molecule: messenger RNA, 1115 nt
Organism: Brienomyrus brachyistius
Lineage: Eukaryota; Metazoa; Chordata; Actinopteri; Osteoglossiformes; Mormyridae
Exons: 4
Coding region: 19-981 (320 amino acids)
Source: RefSeq, a predicted model, not a curated record
GCCAAUAGCUCUCUGGUUAUGUUGCAUUCAAAAUUGCUGCUUUUUGCGAUUCAGAAACCCACGACUAACAGGAAACGCAAGCUCAUUAAAUGGCUUCAACGUAAAAAGUUACUAGCAAGGAGAGUAAAGUGUUCAAGAUGUGGCCAUAAUAUGACAAUGGAGAGAAAUAGAAGACAUGUCGACGGUUUUCAUUGGAUGUGCAGACAUAAAAGUCAUCGAGGCAAGAAAACCAGCCGAUCAGUGCGAGUCGGGUCUCUCUUUGAGAAAUCAAAACUCAGCUUGUCAUCUUGGCUAAUGUUCAUUUACAGGUUCACUCAGGGGUUACGGAUCAGACAAAUUGAUAUGAUGCAAGAUGGCAUUGCAAAAAGCUCCAAAACACUCUCUAAGAUGGCUCGUAUCAUGAGGAAUGUUUGCCACUGUGCUAUGAAACGAUUCAGAAGAAGACAUGGACAGAUGAUUGGAAGUGCUCUGGAAUUUGCCGUUCUUGAUGAAAGUAACUUUCGUCAUAAAAGAAAGUAUGGACGAGGGAGAGCAUCAACAACAUGGAGGCGAAAGAAAUGGGUGUUUGGCAUUCUAGGUGUGAGGAAUAAACACAGACACCCAAUCUUGCGGCUUGUGAAAAGAAGAUCAAGAACACACCUCGUCCCCAUAGUUGUGAAACAUGUGCGUCCAGGCACUACCAUUAUUUCAGAUGAGUGGAGAGCCUACCGGGGUGCUUUGGCCAGCAUGGGCUACAGACAUUUCACAGUAAACCAUUCCCAGUGGUUUGUAGACCCACACAGUGGAGCUCACUCACAACACAUUGAAAGAGCGUGGCUGACAUACAAAACGAACGUAUGGAGACUAAGAGGAAAUAGGACAGAGAAGAUGCUAAAAGAACACCUCUCACUCAUAGAGUGGACUCACUGGCUUGGGGAAAAACAUAAGCAGGGACCACUUGGGCGCAUAAUAAAAGACAUAUGCCAUCAAUUUCUUGUUUAGAGGACAACAAGCUGAACAUUUGUAUUUUGUGUAAAACAUAAGUAAAAUAAAGGUUAAAAUACAAGUUACCUUAACCUCUUGAUUUAAGAUGUACUGACAUUUAAACCUUUGUAAAAUAAAAGGUGUGUUUUACC